AGAUGGAACUGCCGCCGGUUCCAGAGCUGGUGGGGCUGUCGCUGCUGCUCGGGCUGCUGGCGCUGGUGGCGACGGCGGCAGUGGCGCGGGGGUGGCUGCGCUCGGAGCUGGACACGGGCGGCCAGCCCGCCGUUCAAAAAGCAAAUGGAUCUCCACCCGAUAAAUCCUUGGGAUCCAAGAAGCAGAAACAGCAUCAGCGAAUCCGCAAGGAGAAGCCUCAGCAACACAAUUUCACCCACCGCCUCCUGGCUGCGGCACUGAAGAGCCACAGCGGGAGCAUAUCUUGCAUGGACUUUAGCAGCAACGGCAAGUACCUGGCCACCUGUGCAGAUGAUCGGACCGUCCGCAUCUGGAGCACCAAGGACUUCCUACAGCGUGAGCACCGCAGCAUGCGAGCCAAUGUGGAGCUGGACCAUGCCACCCUGGUGCGCUUCAGCCCUGACUGCAGAGCCUUCAUUGUCUGGUUGGCCAGUGGAGACACUCUCCGUGUCUUCAAGAUUACCAAGCGAGAGGAUGGGGGCUACACCUUCACAGCCACCCCAGCGGACUUUCCCAAAAAGCACAAAGCACCCGUCAUCAGCAUUGGCAUUGCCGACACAGGGAAGUUCAUCAUGACAGCCUCCAAUGAUACAACCAUCCUCAUCUGGAAUCUGAAAGGUCGCGUGCUGUCUACCAUCAACACCAACCAAAUGAACAAUACACAUGCUGCCAUAUCACCAUGUAGCAGGUUUGUGGCUUCUUGUGGCUUUACUCCGGAUGUAAAAGUUUGGGAAGUUUGCUUUGGAAAAAAUGGGGAGUUCCAGGAGGUCGUGCGAGCCUUUGAACUGAAGGGCCACUCUGCAGCUGUGCACUUCUUCGCUUUCUCUAAUGAUUCCCGAAGGAUGGCAUCUGUCUCCAAGGAUGGUACGUGGAAACUGUGGGACACGGAUGUGGAAUACAAGAAGCAGCAAGAUCCGUAUUUGCUGAGAACAGGCCGCUACGAAGAAGCGAGUCGUAUGGUGUGCCGUCUGGCGCUCUCCCCUGACGCCCAGGUCUUGGCCUUGGCCAGUGGCAGUAAUAUUCAUCUCUACAAUACCCGGCGGGGUGAGAAGGAAGAAUCCUUUGAGCAGGUCCACGCGGAAUGUAUCACUGACUUGUCCUUUGACAUCACUGGCCGGUUUCUGGCUUCUUGUGGGGACCGGGCAGUGCGGCUCUUCCACAAUGCGCCUGGCCACCGGGCAGUGGUGGAGGAAAUGCAGGGCCUCCUGAAGCGCGCCUCUAAUGAGAGCACCCGCCAGAGGCUGCAGCAGCAGCUGACACAGGCCCAGGAGGCCCUGAAGAGCCUGGGGGUCCUGAAGAAAUGA
This is a messenger RNA of Elephantulus edwardii (Cape elephant shrew), 1343 nucleotides long. RefSeq names its product transducin (beta)-like 2 (gene TBL2). Gene Ontology annotation, molecular function: protein binding. The transcript has 7 exons. Gene Ontology annotation, cellular component: endoplasmic reticulum. Lineage: Eukaryota; Metazoa; Chordata; Mammalia; Macroscelidea; Macroscelididae. The record is from RefSeq and is a predicted model, not a curated record. Gene Ontology annotation, biological process: endoplasmic reticulum unfolded protein response. Bases 3 to 1343 code for a protein of 446 amino acids.